ACUAUUAUAAAUGUAUGACUUGUAUAUCGGACAAAGUGAAGACCGAUCGCCUAACACAACGGGGUCCGUAUAUCGAAACAGUUACAGUAAACAAAGUGAGGACCCAUCCGGAUAUAUUCUCACUUAGCGCAUACAGAGUGAGGACCGUACAAGGUUGCCUAUGUCAACUGGUCUUUCUCAAAGUUCACUUUGUUUGAUAUAGAGAGGUAGUUGUUGACCAUUUCAGUAGUUUUAAUAGUUACCAGAUAAGAUACAAUUCGUGAGCGUCUGCGAAAUUCGAAUCAUCUAGGAGAGUUGAAACACUC
Acanthoscelides obtectus is the source of this 305-nucleotide messenger RNA. The record is from the annotation of a GenBank genome assembly. NCBI's taxonomy places the organism in Eukaryota, Metazoa, Arthropoda, Insecta, Coleoptera, Chrysomelidae.